Molecule: messenger RNA, 318 nt
Organism: Perkinsus marinus ATCC 50983
Lineage: Eukaryota; Perkinsozoa; Perkinsida; Perkinsidae
Exons: 3
Coding region: 1-318 (105 amino acids)
Source: RefSeq, a predicted model, not a curated record
AUGGUGGGUCAGAGGAAAAUACCCAUCAAGAUUGGGGUUGGUGACGUCCUCUGGUCUAACGUUACAAUUCAUAAACAAAUCCUCGACACGGUCUCCGAGUUCGCCCGGCCUGAGAAAGGAGACGUCGUUUGGGAUCUCUGGGCUGGCAAUGGGGUGACGUCCUUGACGCUUGCAGGGAAGUGCAGGCAUAUAGUGGCUAUCGAUGCUUCUCGAACCCGUGUCAAUGGUUUGAAGGAAAACCUAAAAUUGAAUCCUGAAUUAGCUGCAAAUGUGACCCCAGUUUUGGCCAACAUCUACCGUGAGGAGACUCUUGUGUGA